AGUUACGGACGAAUUGUUCAUCAGAGAUGUUACUAAUUUUGGCGUUGCUCUGCAUCGUGGUCCCACACACUUCAGUCCUGAUGGAGAACACUGCUGUGUGAGGAGGACUAAUGGUGUGGACGUUCAGAGGAAAUGUGUCACUUUCACUCCCUGCCCCACACUGAGUCCCCUGUCUAAUGGAAUGAUCUCAUACGAUACAACCACCAACACAUAGCCACCUACACCUGUGACACUGGGUACACCAUUAGUGGAGCUACUCCGAUAACUUGUAUGAGUACUGGUACUACUAGUGCUGGUACCUGGUCUCCAACACCUUCAGCCAUUUGUACAAUCGUCACCUGCCCUGUCCUAACCUCCCCUACCAAUGGAGCCUUGUCCACCACUAGUCGGGACUACCUCACUGUUGUUACAUACAGCUGUGAUACUGGCUACGUCCUCACUGGUAAUAGUGGUAGUGCUAGAACAUGUCAAGAUACUGGUCAGUGGUCAGGAGUGGCACCAACAUUUACUUGUCCACCUGUUGACUGUGGUUCUCUGAUGGCCCCCUCCAAUGGAGCAGUGGACACAACCUCUGGAACCACCUUCAUGAUGACUGCUACCUACACCUGUGUCACUGGAUACAACAUUGUUGGUAGUGAGAUCAGUACUUGUGGAGCAAGUGGAACAAGUGGAGCAACUACACCAAGUGAUGGAGUGUGGAGUCCAGCUGCACCAGUUUGUGAACGUAUGCAUGUGAUCAAAUGUUUCACUAUGACUGACACCUCCCUCCUCUCUCAUUCAGCUGUCCCCUGUGGCAACCCUCCCACUGUUACCAAUAGUGGCAGGACUUCCACUGGUACAACAUUCGGAGAGACGACCACCUACACCUGCAACACUGGGUACCAAAGGUCAGGAUCAGCCACGAUAACUUGUCUUGCUAGUGGGAGCUGGAGUACAGCACCAGUGUGUACAGCCCUCUGUGAUGACCUUCCUGCACUGGUCAAUGGAGGGAUCCUCUACAAUCCAACCUCCACCCCCAGACUAGAGGGAGCCAUGGCUACACACAGCUGUGUCACUGGGUAUGAACUGUCCUCAUCCACUACUACUAUAGGACCUGUCAGUCUGACAGAACAUGGAGUGAACCAUCGCUUACUUGUCUAAUUGUGGACUGUGGCAAUCCUCCGGUGAUCUCAAAUGGAAUGCCCCAAUUCUCUACAACUACAUUUGGAGAGAUGGCCACUUACACGUGUACUGGGAGUUUCACUCUAUCAGGAGACUCCACUCUGACUUGUAUGGUCAGUGGAUCCUGGGGCACACCUCCAAUAUGCUCUCCUGUUUGUCAGGAUCUUCCCUCACCUGCUAAUGGAGUGAUUAGCUAUGAUACGAUGUUCUCCCCAAGACCAGCGGGGACAGUGGCCACCUACACCUGUGACACUGGGUACGAUAUAUUUGGUCCCAGAACAAGAACAUGUCAAUCAGACACUACCUGGAAUGGAGGAGACAUUGUCUGUCAAGGUAUCAGCUGUGCCUCCCUGUCUAUUAAUAAUGGAGCAGUGGACACAUCCUCUGGAGUCACUUUUGGGAAUACAGCUACUUACAGCUGUG
Molecule: messenger RNA, 1584 nt
Organism: Halichondria panicea
Lineage: Eukaryota; Metazoa; Porifera; Demospongiae; Suberitida; Halichondriidae
Product: sushi, von Willebrand factor type A, EGF and pentraxin domain-containing protein 1-like
Exons: 8
Coding region: 271-1140 (289 amino acids)
Source: RefSeq, a predicted model, not a curated record